AUGAAGUUUGGUGAGACAUUGAAGUCCUCUCUUAUCAAAGACUAUGCGUACUACUACAUACGUUACGACGAGCUCAAGCAUGUCCUAAAGAAGGGAUUGGAAUCUAACUAUGGCAAGUGGAACAAUACCCUUGAGGAGCAGUUUGUCGACACUAUGGAGCAAGAGUUGGACAAGGUAUACAACUUCUUUAAGUUGAAGCACAAGGAAAUCCUAAGAAGAGUGAAAGAGGUUGAGACUUUGGUCGAGAAAACAGUCCAAGCUUCCAAGAACGCUGUUGAUAUUGAAGAGUUUGAAUAUUUUGAGCAAGAUUUCCAAGACUUGGAGGAAGAAUUGUCGGAUAUCAUUGGUGAUGUUCACGACUUGAACACAUUUACAAGGCUUAACUAUAUUGGAUUCCAAAAAAUCUUGAAAAAACAUGACAAACUGACGAAAUUCAUCUUGAAACCAAUCUUUCAAGCCAGAUUAAACGCAAAAUCUUUCUUUAAGGAUAAUCUAGAUGGAUUGAUUGUCAAGCUUUCCAAAUUAUAUGAUCUCGUCAGAACUAAGGGUAAUCCUGUCAAAGGUGACUCAUCUGCCGGUGGUAAAAUGCAAAAUUUCGUAAGACAGACCACCAAAUAUUGGGUCCACCCUGACAAUAUCACAGAGUUGAAAUUAAUCAUUUUGAAACACCUACCCGUUUUGGUUUUCAAUCCAAACAAGGAGUUUGAAACUGAAGAUUCUGCUAUUUCUUCAAUUUAUUUUGACAACAGGGAAAUGGACCUAUACUAUGGUAGGUUGCUCAAAACAGAAGGUGCUGAAGCUAUCAGAAUUAGAUGGUACGGAGGUAUGUCAACCGAUACCUGUUUUAUUGAAAGAAAAACGCAUAGGGAAGAUUGGACUGGUGAAAAAUCCGUGAAGGCCAGGUUUCCAAUAAAGGAAUCCAAGGUCAAUGAUUUCUUACAUGGACAAUUUACUGCGAAGCAGUUGUUCGAAAAGGCUAGAAAAGAAGGUAAGAAGUCUACACAAGAAAUCGACUCUUUGGAGAGGUUGGCGCAAGAAGUUCAAUACAGAGUAUUGAAGGACAAAAUGAGGCCUGUCGUGAGAACCUUCUACAAUAGGACAGCAUUCCAAUUGCCAGGUGAUGCUAGAGUUAGAAUUUCUCUUGACACUGAGUUAUCCAUGAUUAGAGAGGACAAUUUUGAUGGUAUUGACAGAACUCAUGGCAACUGGAGAAGGAUGGAUAUUGGGGUUGACUAUCCAUUCUCUCAGUUACCCGAAUCCGAUAUUGAACGUUUCCCAUAUGCAGUCUUGGAGGUUAAAUUGCAAACACAAAUGGGCCAGGAGCCUCCACAGUGGGUGAGAGAAAUGGUUUCAUCCCAUUUGGUUGAAGCUGUGCCUAAGUUCUCCAAAUUCAUUCAUGGUACCUCAACUUUACUACCUGAAAUGGUUACUUUAGUUCCAUUUUGGCAACCCCAAAUGGAUAUCGAUAUUAGAAAACCUAAGCAGGAUGCUUCGUACGGUAUUAUCAGCAAGCACCGUUUAAACGGAAUCGGACACGGCGAGAUGGAUGAGGAGGAAUUAGCCGGUGCAGCGGGUUAUGGAUCCGUGGUAAUCAAUGAAUCCGAAAACAGAACAGAAAGCUCCUUUGCAUCAAUCAGCAGCACUAAAAAUGGUGGUUUGCUAGGACCUUUGAUUGACUGGUAUAAGAAGGCGACUUUACCUGAUCAUUCUUUCAAUAAAGUUCCAGAAGGAACUCGUUUUGAGUCAACAUUCGAAGCACCACCUGGUAAAAAGAUUGCAGUUCCUGUUCGUGUUGAACCAAAAGUUUACUUUGCAACUGAACGUACCUUCCUAUCGUGGCUAUCCAUUUCGCUCAUUUUUGGGGCUACUGCAACUACAUUGAUGAACUAUGGUGAUCUGGUAUCGUUAAUAACGGCUGGUUGUUUUUAUCUCACCGCAAUGCUAACUAUAAUAUAUUCUUCCGGUGUUUACGUCUUUAGAGUAUUUAGCAUCCGGAAUAAGCGUGCUGUGCGGUAUGACGAUCAGCUUGGUCCAAGGUUAGUCUGUGUUGCUCUAGCACUUUCUGUUGGUACAUCCUUCUUAUUCAGAUUUUUAAAUUGGUCUUGA
Messenger RNA from Pichia kudriavzevii, 2106 nucleotides. RefSeq lists its product as uncharacterized. NCBI's taxonomy places the organism in Eukaryota, Fungi, Ascomycota, Pichiomycetes, Pichiales, Pichiaceae. The transcript has a single exon. Gene Ontology annotation, cellular component: fungal-type vacuole membrane; vacuolar transporter chaperone complex. Gene Ontology annotation, biological process: vacuole fusion, non-autophagic; vacuolar transport; microautophagy. Bases 1 to 2106 code for a protein of 701 amino acids. The record is from RefSeq and is a predicted model, not a curated record.